AUGUGUCGCUGCGAGCGCUCUGCGGUCGCGUCGGGGCUCAGAGUCCGCGUGUUCUCAGCUCCCGGGCGGGCCGCAGUCACUGGAGUUGGGGCCCUCCUUUUUUCGGGACUAGGAGCCGUGGGCUCUCAGUUCCUGGACUUAUCCAAAAUCUUCACUUACCACAUAGUGGGCUGUGGUCGUCUCCUCCUCUGGGCCUUCUCCCAGAACCACUUUCCUCCAGUGAAGGUUUUGUGGCCUGUGGCUGCCCCACCUUGGCACCUGGCCUACAUGUUUGCCAUCUCCAUUCCCCCAUCUUCCGUUCCUCGGUCCGCUCCUCCAUCCUCCUGCCCUCCCAGUUUUCCUUGGCCCCACAGUCUUCAUUACAACCUCACAGUGCUGUCCCGGGAUGGAUCUGUGCAGUGAGGGUUUCUCGCUGAGGGACAUCUGGAUGGUCAGCCCUUCCUGCUCUAUGACAGGCAGAAAUGCAACGCAAGGCCCCAGGGACAGUGGGCGGAAGCGGUUCUGGCAGCUGAGACCUGGGACAUGGAGACUGAGGACUUGACAGAGAACAGGCCGUACCUCAGAAGGGCCCUGGUACAUAUCAAGGGCCAGAAAGGAGACUCAGGAAUGGACAGUAUCCCAGUCCUCCAGAGCUCAGACCUUUGCUAUGAACAUCACAAAUAUCUAGAAGGAAGAUGCUAUGCAGGCCAAGAUACACUCCCGCCCUGUAUGGGGAGACUUCAGGCAGAAACUACAGUGCAUCUGGAAUCUUGUGUGGGUGUCAGGAGAACAGAGCCACUGGAAAAAGACAGCGGGUCAAGGACUGAAGAGUCCAGUGUCAUAAUCUGGGGAAGCAGUGGGCCCUCUGACAGAAGCCUGAACCUGGGUGGGUGUCAGGCAGGAGAGGAAGCCCCAGGGCCAAGGCUGCCCCAUCUGCCUCCCAGCCUGCCCAUUCCAAAGAGUUCCUCUGGCCCCAUGUACCAGGAGCCCAAUCCUGACCUUCCCCUCCUCAGCAUCAAUGCAGGGAUCCCAGAGCAUAAAGACACAGUCUUGAGGCCCAUCCUUCUGCCAGCCUAGAGGAAUUGAGCCCCAGGGUGAAGACAGACUUGCAGAAGGUCUGGGGUCCAUGAGGACUUCUGCCAGAGUUGGAACAGUGGAGUGGACCAGCCCUGUUCCCUGCAUCUCCAUUAGAGGGGAGUAGGGUUUGGCCACGUGCCUCAUUGUCUCUGCCCUUUCUUCUCCAGUCUCCCCUCCCCCACAAUGAAUGUGACCCGCAGUGAGGCCCUGGAGGGCAACAUGACCCUGACAUGCUGGGCUCUGGCUUCUAUCUCCAGAAUAUCUCUCUGACCUGGUGUCAGGAUGGGGCGUCUUUGAGCCAGGAUGCCCAGCAGUCUGGGGGUAUUCUGUCCAAUGGGAUGGGACCUACUAGACAGAGGUGGCCUGCAGGAUUCCCCAAGUUGAGGA
Molecule: messenger RNA, 1443 nt
Organism: Piliocolobus tephrosceles (Ugandan red Colobus)
Lineage: Eukaryota; Metazoa; Chordata; Mammalia; Primates; Cercopithecidae
Exons: 7
Biological process (GO): immune response
Cellular component (GO): external side of plasma membrane
Source: RefSeq, a predicted model, not a curated record